AUGGCCAAAACCGAUGUUAAAUCCGCCUUUCGUAACAUACCAGUACAUCCUGACGACUGGGAACUUCUCGGCAUCAAAUGGCGUGAUUUGUAUUUUUUCGAUCGUGUACUUCCUUUUGGUCUUCGAAGUGCCCCUUUCAUUUUCAACAUGCUUUCCGAUGCCCUCGAAUGGAUUCUUAUACACAAACUAGGAGUUUCAAACGUUCUCCAUAUUUUGGACGAUUUCUUUAUAGCCGAACCCGCACCACGUUCGGCAUGUUUAACUUCCUUAUGUAAAUUGUUGUGCCUGUUUACCGAGUUAGAUGUUCCAAUUGCCCCUGGAAAAACGUAUGCCCCUAAUCAAGUAUUGGAGUUUCUCGGGAUUUCUUUAGACUCUGUCCGCAUGAUAGCUUAUCUUCCCCCUGAUAAACUUGGUCAAGCUAGGUCUUUGCUUGAGAAUUGGCAAAAACGUUCAUCGUGUAAGUUAAAGGAACUUCAAUCUCUAAUUGGCGUUCUCCAGUUUGCAUGUCGUGUGAUUGCCCCGGGACGUACGUUUCUUCGUCGCAUGAUCGCUUUAACAUGUGGGGUAAAACAGCCUUACCAUUUUGUUCGAUUAAACUCAGGGUUUUAUAAAGACUUAGCUAUGUGGGAACUUUUUCUAAAACAUUGGAACGGUAUUAGUCUUUUUCUUGAGUCCGAACAGACGCCAUCGCCAACACUUCAACUGUAUACCGACGCAGCUGGUUCCAUAGGUUUCGGUGGUUAUUUAGCAGGGCAAUGGUUCCAAGGCCUUUGGCUGCCGGAACAAAAUAUCAACCAAAAAACCGGUAUUUCGAUCGCAUGGCAAGAACUUUAUCCAAUUUAUCUUGCCUGCUGUCUCUGGGGAUCCCAGUGGACAUCUAAACGCAUUGUGUUUUUCUGUGACAACGAGUCCAUCGUUCAAGUUCUUAAUCAAAAAACCUCUAAAAGUCCGAAGAUAAUGGAUUUACUGCGACCAAUUGUCCUUUGUACGCUAACAAAUAAUUUUACGUUUACCGCUAAACAUGUGCGCGGAAUCGAUAAUGGCAUUGCUGACUCGCUCUCUCGUUUUCAGAUGGACCGCUUCAAGCAAUUAGCGCCGUUGGCCUCUCCUCUGCCUUGCGUCAUCCCGUCAUCAAUGAUUCAAACCUAA
Molecule: messenger RNA, 1149 nt
Organism: Paramuricea clavata
Lineage: Eukaryota; Metazoa; Cnidaria; Anthozoa; Malacalcyonacea; Plexauridae
Source: the annotation of a GenBank genome assembly